AAACAGCUGGCUCCUUUUAACCAGAGCAAUGUGUGGAGGGUGGAGGCACAGAAGUCACUGGCUGCUCUCUUGCAUAGACUUCCAGCCUGGGUGUUGCUACUUUUUCUUCUCUGGGUCUGGAUCCUGAUCAUUCUGAUGAAGAGCCUCAACACAGCAGUCAGGACCACUGUCAUUUAUCCUGGGGCUGACUGUAGUCUGCAGCUUGGUUUUUAGGGGGACAAAUGGAGGACCACAACCACACAGGCCCCCCAGUAGGGGAAAGGUCAGAAGAAACAGGUGAUGGCCCUCAUGACUUUCAGGGGACUGUACUCGGCAAUGAUCAUGAAUCACUCUUGGCUACUUCUAAGCAAAACCCCAGAGCCCAACCAUCAACAAAAGAGAGGGUUUUGAGGUACCUUACUAGGCUUCUUGGAACAGAGAGAAGAUAUAGAUGCUCAGUGUGUGACGAAACUUUCAGGAGGUGCCCACAGCUUAAGAGACAUCUAAGAACCCACACAGGAGAGACACUCUAUAGGUGUUCUGUGUGUGGAAAGGCCUUCAGACGGCAUCUAAAGCUUACUAUACACAAAAGAACCCAUAAAGGAGUGAAACCAUAUAAAUGCUUGGAGUGUGGAAAGAGAUUUCCUUAUAUCGAAAACCUUAUUGCCCAUUCAGAAACCCACACAGGGGAGAAGCCAUAUUCAUGCUUGCAGUGUGGAAAAAGCUUUGCUGAGAAAGAUCAUCUAACUGAACAUCAAAGAACCCACAAAGACGAGAAACCUUAUUCAUGCUCACAUUGUGGAAAAAGCUUUGCUCAGCAAUUUGUUCUUAUUAGACAUGAAAAAACUCACACAGGAGAAAAGCCCUACACGUGCUCACAAUGUGGGAAAAGCUUUGCUGAGAAGCAUCACCUUAUUGGACAUGAAAGAACCCACACAGGAGAAAAGCCCUACACAUGCUCACACUGUGGGAAAAGCUUUGCUCUGAAACAUUUUCUUACAGUACCUCAAAGAACCCACACAGGAGAAAAGCGUUACACAUGCUCACAGUGUGGAAAAAGCUUUGCUCAGAAAACUAAUCUUACUAGACAUGAAAUAAGUCACACAGGAGAAAAGCCCUACACAUGCUCACACUGUGGGAAAAGCUUUGCUCUGAAACAUUUUCUUACAGUACAUCAAAGAAUCCACACAGGAGAAAAACCUUACACAUGCUCACAGUGUGGAAAAAGCUUUGCUCAGAAAAUUGAUCUUACUAGACAUGAAAGAACUCACACAGGAUAAAGGCCCUACACAUGCUCAAACUGUGGGAAAAGCUUUGCUCAGAAAUAACAUCUUACUGGACAUCAAAUGACCCAUGAAAUGAAGAAACCUUAGAAAUGCUUGGAAGAUGGAGAGAGUUUCUGUCCUUAAUCAAUCCACCAUGAACAUAAAAUAAACCAUAGAAGAGAGAUGUUUUUACAAACACUUUUAUUCUGGCAGGAGCCUUGAUGAUGAGGGCUCCUUAAUGAAGAGAAUACAAUACAUACCGAAGAGGAAACUUAACUAUUUGGAGUGUGGAAAGAGCUUCAGUCACAACACAUACUGCUUUUCGCUUCAAGAAAUCCACACAGGCAAAAUUACAAUCUGCUUGUCCCAAUCUAAUUAUGCCCUUUGAGUGUUCUUCAUUUUUGAGCCGUUUGAUCCAGCAUUUUUAAGCGGCUUCUCAAUGAGGAGCUCCCUGGUGGUUUUAAUCGUGUCUUUUAUUGUGCUGGGCUCAGUUUUUUUAAGUGCUUUGAUUAAGAAGGUGUAGAAAUGUGAUCUGAAGCUUUUCCUAUUGAUGGAGUAAUUGCAGUAAUCAUCUUCUGAGGCAUCCGAGCAUUCAGAUGCAGUGAAACAGAAAUGUUAGCUGCUUUUUAGAGGUUUUUUUAAAAAAUAGCAGUAUUGUCAUGCAUUUUCUGUGCUUACUAAUAAAGUUGGAUUAUUUUUCUCA
Hemicordylus capensis (graceful crag lizard) is the source of this 1947-nucleotide messenger RNA. Its product is annotated as gastrula zinc finger protein XlCGF17.1-like. The record is from RefSeq and is a predicted model, not a curated record. Lineage: Eukaryota; Metazoa; Chordata; Lepidosauria; Squamata; Cordylidae. Bases 222 to 1259 code for a protein of 345 amino acids. Gene Ontology annotation, molecular function: RNA polymerase II cis-regulatory region sequence-specific DNA binding; DNA-binding transcription factor activity, RNA polymerase II-specific. The transcript is spliced from 2 exons. Gene Ontology annotation, biological process: regulation of transcription by RNA polymerase II.